Molecule: messenger RNA, 681 nt
Organism: Cercopithifilaria johnstoni
Lineage: Eukaryota; Metazoa; Nematoda; Chromadorea; Rhabditida; Onchocercidae
Source: the annotation of a GenBank genome assembly
AUGUACCAUAGUGCUGUCUGUUUCUAUUCAACACUGAUGAUAACAAUUGUUCUCAUCAAUACCAAUAAUGGUCUUACUGUACCAGCUGGACUUCGUCCAGCUAAAAAAGUCGGUGAUCCAAAGGAGCAAAUUAUACCGGGAAAACAACUACAACAAGAACAUGGCCAACAACUACAACAAGAACAACAACAACAGCAACAACAACAUAAUGAAGAACUGAACAUACGGCCAACACCAAAAGUACCACCGAAUUUAUCUAUAAGAUCGCGGAUGAUGGCUGCAUUAAGCGCAUCAUCACCUAGUGAAUCGAACAAGGAAAAAAAUUCUUCCAAAGUUGAGACGGAUGAUUCUUCGAAACCACCAAUAAUAUUCUCGAGAAAUCACAAGAAAACAGUUCCGAGAAAAACAACUUCAUCGGGACCUCCAAAAGGAAAUGUUCGCGUUAUUGUAGCGCCACCAGCAACUCUUGGAAAGAAUAAUUAUGGUUUGAAUACAGCUUUACAAACAAAUUUGGUUGAUUCACGGGGACGUAUUAUGAAAAAUGUCAAUUCAGUACCAAUCAAAGUACCAUCAUCUUCGGAAAUGAAAAAUGCUCGAACAAGACAUACCGCACGACAAGUUGAAAGUGAUGCAGACAAAGUAGUGCCAAUCAAAUUUGGUUCAACUUCUAGACGGCGUUAA